GUAUUUUUUGUCUCACAAGUGCUGACAGAGGAUGCUCGAACAUGGGUUGAUGAGACCGGUGUUGAGGUGGAAAUUAUUCGUAAAAUGCCAGUUGCUGCUUGCUUGCCACAUUCUUUUAAUGAAUUAAUGUUAAAUAUUGCAGAAAGCAAAUGUAAAAUAAAAAGUGAAGCUGGUGAUACAGUUAAACAGUGGUACAAAUUGAGCGAUAAAAAUGGACGCGUAAUUGGUACCAAUUUUGGAAAAGAACCAUAUGAAUUUGUGUUGGGUCGUGGGCAGGUGAUUCGUGGUAUGGAUGCAGCUAUGAAAGAUAUGUGCAUCGGUGAACAACGACGGAUUGUGAUACCUCCAGAACAAGCGUUCGAGGAGGAGGGCCGAGAAGAGGACGGCAUAGAACCCGGCUCAACGCUCUACUACUUCGUGGAAUUAGUUGACAUAUUCAGACCGAAUCCCGGUGAGAAAUGGCUUGAGGAUGACGGUCUUUCGAUUGAGGUCAUACAUAAAAUCGAGGAGAGUGAAUGCAAAAAAGCGGAACCAGGCGAUACGGUGCAUCAAGAAUAUACGUUGUAUCUACAAGAUGGAACUUAUGUUGAUUCCAGCGAAGCACGUAAAAAGCCAUUCAUCUUCAAACUGGGAUCUGGACAGGUGAUCCCUGGAAUUGACAGAGCGAUGACGGGAAUGUGUGAAGGCGAACACCGAAAAGUUAUCAUACCACCCGAUUUAGCGUACGGUGAAAAGGGACGUCCACCAGUGAUACCGCCGGAUUCAUAUUUACGAUUCGAUAUCGAACUGGCUAAGGUGAUAAAGGCGAAUGAAGGCCAAAAUGAAGGCAAAAAGGAGGAACUUUGA
Anisakis simplex (herring worm) is the source of this 846-nucleotide messenger RNA. NCBI's taxonomy places the organism in Eukaryota, Metazoa, Nematoda, Chromadorea, Rhabditida, Anisakidae. The record is from the annotation of a GenBank genome assembly.